AUGCCAUAUCCAAGUUUAUCACUCUGUCAUUUACCAUCAGCUACUUUUUUCUCUUCGAUUCUUACUCAUUUAUGUAUCAAUGUCAAUACUUUUGAUGAUUGUCUUUAUGUACUUGAUGGUCGACUUAAACAAUUGACAACAUUUAUUGUUACUGUUUAUUCCAUAGACAAAUCUUUAUCAAUUGUUCACAACAUAGAUAAUUUACCUAAUCUAAAAUGUUUCUCAUUAAAAUCUUUUUCUCGAUUUGAACAAUAUGAUAAAAUAGUAUUUCUUCUUCGUCGUAUGUUAUAUCUGGAAAAAUUAACUUUAUAUCUUCCUAUAAAAGGUCGAAAUAAACCUAUCGAUGGUACCUAUAUUCAAAAUGAUAUUCUUGUGUAUAUGCCACAACUUCAUUCAUUCACUUUCUAUAUUUAUACUUAUGUCGAUACCAGUGGUUUAUCCUAUAAAUUAUCUAAUGAACAUAUUCAACAAACAUUAAAAAAUAUCGCUGAAGAAAAUGUGGCUAGUAUCGUCAAUUAUAUUUGUAUGAACAAAGUUGCAUGUUCUAUUUUUUCAAUUCCUUUUGCAUUUGAUUAUCUCGAAGAUCUUGGCAAUAAAUUUCCAAAUCUUGUAUUUAGUUAUGUUACGUAUUUACUUGUACAAGAUAAUGAUGCAUUCAAACAUGAAUUCUUUAUUCGAAUUGCUCGAUCAUUUCCAUUAUUGAAGCAUUUACGUAUUUUUAAUAUCGAAUCACAGCUAUUAUUACAUGAUCUUCUUACAUGUUCAUCCGACAAAAAUCAAUUAUAUUCGAUUGUCAAAUAUCCUCAUCUUACUUCACUUGAUGUGAAAUAUGCUCAUGAAGAUUAUCUUGACCAGUUUUUAAAUGAAACAAAGGCAUAUGUACCUUGCUUAACUCAAUUGGGAGUCAUGGAUAUUCACCUGAAUAUUGUAACAAAGAACUUCACAAGAGAAGAAACACGUCAUAAUUGUGCCAAGAUCAAACAAUUAUUUGUAGUCGGAUCAUUGGUACAUUCAAAUAAUUUCUAUGAUUAUUUUCCUUCAUUUUCAUUUUCAUUAUGA
Rotaria sordida is the source of this 1059-nucleotide messenger RNA. The record is from the annotation of a GenBank genome assembly. NCBI's taxonomy places the organism in Eukaryota, Metazoa, Rotifera, Eurotatoria, Philodinida, Philodinidae.